This is a messenger RNA of Patella vulgata (common limpet), 1142 nucleotides long. RefSeq names its product m7GpppX diphosphatase. Gene Ontology annotation, cellular component: nucleus; P-body. Gene Ontology annotation, biological process: deadenylation-dependent decapping of nuclear-transcribed mRNA. NCBI's taxonomy places the organism in Eukaryota, Metazoa, Mollusca, Gastropoda, Patellidae. The coding region runs from base 148 to 1092 and encodes 314 amino acids. The record is from RefSeq and is a predicted model, not a curated record. Gene Ontology annotation, molecular function: hydrolase activity; RNA 7-methylguanosine cap binding. The transcript has a single exon.
UUCUUUGCAAAAGAUUUUUCAAGGGGAGCUAGUCACAUUCUUAAUUUGAAACCUGUCUCUUUCUCCGGUUUCAGGUGUAUUUUAAAUAUAAACUUUCUGUAUUGUUCGUCCUUUGUACUUUUGAUUUUGAAAACAUUGGGCAAGGAAAUGUCUGGUGAGGGUGAUAAAGAUGUUAUUGAAGCCAAAAGAAUGAAAUAUUCAGAUGGGGAAGGAAGUCAGGUUCUGAAAGAUUUUUCAGUGACCAAAAUUCUAAAAGAAGACUCCAAAGUCAAGUUGAUGGCCAUUCAUGGUAAAUUUGAAGGAGCGAAUGAUGAGGCAGUUUUACUUCUCGAAAAACUACCAUUUGCUCCCAAGACAGUCAAUGCCAUGCUUACAGGUUCCAAUUUGCACGAAACAUUAAAGAAUGAUAUUUACAGCACAUAUGAAGCGAUUUCUCCGCCAUCAUUUCCCGGAUACAAAACAACAAUGAUAUAUCCGGCCACGGAGAAACACAUCGCCAAAUAUUCGGAACAGGAUGUAUUUGUUGUUCAUGAGACAAAAGAACUAUAUUCAACGGUUACUAAACCGUCUUUAGAGCAAAGUUCAUUUAGCUUACAGUGGGUUUACAAUAUACUGGAAAAGAAAACCGAAUCUGACCGCAUCGUGCACGAAGAUGUUGAUCCCGAAACCGGUUUUAUUCUUUUACCAGACAUGAAAUGGGAUCGAAAAGAUUUAAAUAAUUUAUACCUGGUGGCGAUCAUAAAGAAACAUGGAGUAAAAUCAUUAAGAGAUUUGAAUCAGCAACAUCUACCUUUACUGAAAAAUAUACUAAACGCCGGAACAAAAGUUAUAAAAGAGAAAUUCAACAUUCCCGUUUCUAAGUUACGAAUUUAUAUCCAUUAUCAGCCUUCGUAUUAUCAUUUACACGUUCAUUUCACUCAUGUUAAAUUUGAUGCCCCUGGAAGUGACGUGUUCAGAGCCCACCUGCUUUCUUCAGUAAUAGAAAACAUCGAAAAUUAUUGCGAUUUUUAUGAAAACAAAACUCUGUCAUUUACUCUUCGGGAGAAUGAUAAUCUCUUUAAAAAAUACAAGGAACAAGGGUAUUUUGAUUGAUAUUGUAUUAGACCCCUAUUAUAGCAAUAAAAGAAAAGUUUUAGCAAUUA